GUACCAUACUACAUACCUUCUUAGACUUAGACAAGACCUGUUACACCAUUCAAGAUUGUCUCUAUCACCAUCAACGAAGAGUACGCAAACCAUUUACGAUGUCAAAUCACUACCGCCGCAUUGAUACCACCGAUCCUCGCAGACAUGAUCGGAUUCAACCCUUACAAUUUCCCGAUCCAUGGCUAGAUGAUUCAGCCGAUUUGUAUGGAUUCUUAUUAUCCUCUGCAACAAUGAUGAGUGGUGCAGCAAUGAUUACAAGGUUACCAACUUUAUCCUUCGCAGGAUUACUGUUUGCACUAGCAAACAAUGCACACGAUAAACCACAUCAAGCCAAGAAGGAAUCGGCGCAAAACGCAACUGGUGGACCGGUGAUGGGAUUGAUCUUUGCUUCUUUGAGUAUAUUCUUGCUCAUCGUCCAGAAGCUACUCGGCGUUGGUGCACCCGGACAACCUGUUGGAGUACCAUUAGGAUCUGCAAAGCCCUGAUUAUGUCGAUUAUGUCUCUCACACUUUUAUCAAUCGCGAGAGUUCCUCACACAAUAUUCUACCUCGUCACUUACUGUACUAUACUCACACUCAAUUAAAUGCACAUCGCAUCCACAAUCAAUAAUCAAAGACACAU
Messenger RNA from Meira miltonrushii, 621 nucleotides. RefSeq lists its product as uncharacterized. The coding region runs from base 99 to 485 and encodes 128 amino acids. The record is from RefSeq and is a predicted model, not a curated record. The transcript has a single exon. Lineage: Eukaryota; Fungi; Basidiomycota; Exobasidiomycetes; Exobasidiales; Brachybasidiaceae.